This is a messenger RNA of Kwoniella botswanensis, 987 nucleotides long. RefSeq lists its product as uncharacterized. The transcript has 2 exons. Bases 1 to 987 code for a protein of 328 amino acids. Gene Ontology annotation, molecular function: nickel cation binding. The record is from RefSeq and is a predicted model, not a curated record. Lineage: Eukaryota; Fungi; Basidiomycota; Tremellomycetes; Tremellales; Cryptococcaceae.
AUGACCGUCUCCCAACACCCUUCCCCUGAGGAACUUCAUCUCCUCUACGUCCUACUAGAUUCCAACCUCCCUACAGGGGGUUUCGUGUCCUCCUCGGGAUUAGAAUCAUUCGCCAAACACGGUUUCCUCUCUCCUCUUCCACCUUCAUAUUCGUCCUCUGGUGCAUCUUCGAAAAGAAGUAUACCAGAAGGUAUAUCCGAUUUCGCCAAAGUGGAAGUGGAAAAUUACAGUAUGACAACUUGCACAUUCGUUAUGGACGCUUAUCAAAUCGUACACAAAGCUUUAUCCUUAUUCCUCCUUCAACCCCACGAAGACAUGGAUUUGGAUGUAGAAGGGAUAGUAGAAGAUAUCAUACAGGUGGAUAAGUAUAACGAAUCUACGUUGUUGAAUCAUGUAGGAAGGAGAGCAUCGAAAGCUCAAGGUGUAGCUAUGUUAACUCUGUAUACGAGGGGUUUAUCAAAUCCUGCUGGAUUAGAAGAAGUCAAUGAUAUAGAUGGUGAAAGUAAUAACAAGACGAGGGCGAAGAAGAUAAUCAAUUUGUACAAGAGAUGUAUAAGAGGAAAUAGGUCGCCAGGUCAUUUGGCGGUUUGUUGGGGUGUUAUGACUGCUUGUCUUGGAUUAUCUUUAGACCGAUCAAUUCAUCUUCAUCUAUUCCUUCACGCUCGUUCACUCCUCUCUUCAGCCGUACGUCUCAACCUCAUCGGACCAUACGCCUCAAGUCAGUUGCUCCUACAUCCCUUUAAAAAAAUAAUCGACGAUCAAGUGGAAGCGUUGUACAGGUAUGGUUAUUUGGAUGCUGUGGAUUCUCAAUGCCAACGUGUGAAUGGGAUAUCAUUCCAAAAGAAAGAGGAAGAGGAGGAGGGAGAAGAUGAUUUUUGGUCAUGGACCAAUGAAACAGAUCCUUCAGGCCCAAAGACUACUUGGCCAUUAGGUGAGAUAUUAAUGAGUAGACAUGAUUUACAGCAUUCACGUAUAUUCAACUCGUAA